Lathyrus oleraceus (garden pea) is the source of this 2815-nucleotide messenger RNA. RefSeq names its product pentatricopeptide repeat-containing protein At2g06000. The coding region runs from base 344 to 1885 and encodes 513 amino acids. Gene Ontology annotation, molecular function: protein binding. The record is from RefSeq and is a predicted model, not a curated record. NCBI's taxonomy places the organism in Eukaryota, Viridiplantae, Streptophyta, Magnoliopsida, Fabales, Fabaceae. The transcript is spliced from 2 exons.
GUUUACAAAUUCCGUAUCGCACCCCCACAUGAUACAAAUUCAUAAACCCUAACGCUGAGUAAGCAACCAGUAAGAACCAACAACUGUGGCAUCCCUUUCAUCCCCGCAGUCACCUCCCAUCAGAAUCACCAUCUUCCCCACACCGCCGCCGAUUUCAAAAAUCUCCGCCACACAUCCCCGUACGAUGCUCCAACCGCAUGCACUAUUCCGCUUCGAUGAAGACGAAUCGUGAUUUAAAUUUCAAUCCCACACGUGCUCAAACAACAAUCACCAUUCCCAAUGCCGUCUCUUGGCACGUGACACUCUCCGAUGUCGCCGGCAUCAACGGUUUCUCCCUUACCACAUGGGUUCCAUCAAUAGGGCUGAAGCCUGGUUCGUUAAGAUCGCUUGCACCGUCUUCGUUCGUUACAGUUCAUUCGAUCGGUUUUUGUUUUAUUUCAGGAAGCAUUUAACUCCAAACCUUGUUUCAGAGAUUGUUCAUUAUAGAUUUAACAAUAUUCCUUCGUUAGGUUUUAAGGUUGUUGAAUUCAGUAGGGAGAAGUUGCAAAUGAAUCAUAAUUAUUGGACUUAUAGUAUCUUAUUGAGAUCACUUUGCGAAACGAAUCAUCAUGGUUCGGCGAAAUUGGUUUACGAUUGGAUGAGAUUUGAUGGGCAGGUUCCUGAUAAUUGGUUGUUAGGGUUUCUGGUUUCGUCGUAUGCAUUGAUUGGUAGAUUUGAUAUUUCGAAAGAAUUGCUUGCUGAUGUGCAGUGUAAUAAUAUUGGAGUAAAUGCUGUUGUUUACAACAAUUUGUUUAACAUUUUGAUUAAACAGAGUAAAGUAAGGGAUGCUGUUGAUAUGUUUUGGGAGCUUAUUCAGUUGAAAUAUCGUCCGGUGACCUAUACAAUCAAUAUUUUAAUGCGAGGUUUGUGUAGAGCUGGAGAAAUUGACGAGGCUUUUCAGCUUCUUAGUGAUUUGAGGAGUUUUGGUUGUUUGCCUGAUGUGAUUACUUAUAACACUAUUAUUCACGGUUUGUGUCGAAUUAGCGAGGUUGAUAGAGCUAGAAAUUUGCUAAAUGAGGUUUGUGUGAAAGGGGAAGUGGCACCUGAUGUAGUUGGUUAUACGACGAUAAUAUCAGGUUAUUGCAAGAUGAGUAAGAUGGAGGAUGCAUCUUUACUUUUCGAUGAAAUGAUUAGAUCAGGAACUACACCUAAUACGUAUACUUUUAAUGUUCUUAUUGAUGGAUUUGUUAAGUUGGGUGACAUUGUUUCCUCGUUAGCCUUGUACCAGAAGAUGCUUUUUCAGGGCUGUUAUCCCGAUGUUGUUACUUUCACUUCUCUCAUUAACGGUUAUUUUGUAAUUGGCCAAGUGAAACAUGCCAUGGAAAUGUGGGAUGAGAUGAAUAGCAGAAAAAUUUCUGCAAGCUUGUACACAUUCUCUGUUCUUGUCAAUGGUUUUUGCAAGAACAACAGGUUGCACGAGGCUCGUGACGUUUUGAGAAAACUGAAGCAGGCUGACGUUGUUCCACAACCAUUUGUCUACAAUCCUGUUAUUGACGGAUAUUGUAAAUCAGGGAAUGUAGACGAGGCAAAUAAAAUUCUUGCUGAGAUGGAGGAAAAGAGGUGCAAGCCGGAUAAGUUGACAUAUACCAUUCUUAUUAUUGGACAUUGUUCGAAAGGGAGAAUGGCUGAAGCAAUCACUAUCUUUGAUAAGAUGUUGGCAGUAUGUUGUGCACCUGAUGAAAUCACUAUAAAUAAUUUAAGAUCGUGUCUUUUGAAGGCUGGAAUGCCUGCUGAAGCUGCCCGAGUUAAGGAAGCUCUAUGUCAGGACAACACAUUGAGUACUUCAUUGAAGAAGAAAUCUUUUCAUGAAAGUUCAAAUGCAGAUAUACCCAUUGCUGUUUAUUGAAGUGCUAUUGCAAUCUAGUGGUUAAAAAUGCUUCCACCAUUUUGUAUUCUGUACUUGUGCACGUUUCUGGCAUGUGGUACAAAGGAAUGCUAUAAUCAGGCUGAGUGCGUCUGGUUUUGGAGAUCACCAACAUUUACAUUUGCAUGGCCAUUCCCUCCAAGCUGCUGAUUGUUUUUUAAACUGAAGCUAGGUCUGGUGUUGGUAUUUUGAAUUGCAAUUGUGAACUUCAACAAUCCUAUCCCAUGCUGUGAAUCACCGAAACCUUGACUUUUUGGCAUCCAGAUUCAAGACAAAGCACUUCUAAGUUUUUUUUGCUCUAUUUGGAGAGGCCCAAGUUUCGCGGUUCACCAUCCUAAAUCCUACACAUGACCUGAAAGCAGGUCAGUCAAUGAGUAUAGCCCGAUUCUUUACAAGUUUAAAGCCCGCCGGAUGUUACUAGUAAUGUUUAACAUAAGGCGAGUCAAGUUGAACAAAAUUUCACGCUUGAAGUUCAAUAAAUGAUUGGCUAAGUGUCUGGCCUUUGGGUUUGAAUUCUUCCAUGAAGUAAGGUUUUCUAUGCAUCCUUUUUCGCUCAUAUGAUGUCAGAGGGUGUAACAAAAGUAUUCAUCAGGGACUUGAAGAAGUUUCAACCAUAUAUGAUUUUUUUAAUUCUUUCGAGACAGGAGUUUCCCAUAAAAUAGAAGGUGAAUAGGUAAAACAUAUGGCUGAUUUGGUAAAAAGUGUACCUUUGAGGAAGAGUUGUAUAUUGUGCCUUAAAAAGGCUAUUUCCCAAAUCUCAAACUCUGCAGCCAAUUCUUGUCUUGUUUCCGCUGUUGGUUAAUUCUUUCUAUUUCAAUUUUUUAUCCAAACACACCUGGUGAAAUAAAGAGGUGGAUCACAUUAGGCAGCUAUAAACUUUUAUAAUGAUUUACUGGAAAUUUGAUUUAUUCA